UAUGAAAAUAAUCAUGAAAAGCACGGCUUAAACCUUCUCAAAUUGAUUCGCAAAAUUGGUUCAGGCACGUUUGGAAUUAUUUAUAAAGCAAUCGACUAUAAAACGCGUAAACUAUACACUAUCAAAAAGGCAAAAAUUAAUUUGAAGGAAACUUUUAAAGAGAUAUCAAUAUUGAUAAAAGUCGAGUCAAUAUACGUGGUCAAGUAUUUGUGUAUCUGGGUAAUAGACACCGAUAUUUGCAUUCAAAUGCAAUUAUGCUCAACAGAUCUCAAGAGUAUUCUUGAUGUCAAACCACAAGUAUUUGGCCGACAAUCGGGUCAAGUCAUGGGUUUGGUCGAGUAUUUCAUAUCGUGUGAAAUAUACCGCCAAAUCUUACAAUGCGUUCAGUAUUUGCAUGAACUCAAUGCACCGGUCAUUCACCGGCACCUCAAACCCGACAAUAUAUUAAUCGCUAGGCGUGUGAGGAAAGGCAGGUUUAUUAAGUUGUGUGACUUCGAGUUGGCAUCAAUGGAAAGGGUCACUAAUACCAAGCAUACUGGUUUGGUGGGUACACUCGGGUAUAUGGCACCGGAGUCUAAACUGUACAGAAAGUAUAGCACGAAAUCAGAUGUUUGUAGCCUGGCUAUCAUUGCCAACGAAUUCUCAAAUUUGUUGGAUAUGUAUUGCGGCAAAAAUAUACUUGACCUGAAUGUUAUCGAGUAU
Molecule: messenger RNA, 702 nt
Organism: Oppiella nova
Lineage: Eukaryota; Metazoa; Arthropoda; Arachnida; Sarcoptiformes; Oppiidae
Source: the annotation of a GenBank genome assembly